Molecule: messenger RNA, 738 nt
Organism: Echinostoma caproni
Lineage: Eukaryota; Metazoa; Platyhelminthes; Trematoda; Plagiorchiida; Echinostomatidae
Source: the annotation of a GenBank genome assembly
AUGCUGACUAGCAUUGUAGAUGUUUUGGGAGAAAAAACCACAAGUCGUCAGUUGCAAUAUCAGCUCAUAUUUUGUCUUUGGUGCAUGAGCUUUGAUGCAAGUCAUGUUGCAGUGAUGUGCAAGAAUUCCAAUCUGCUGCCUACCGUUUCGGAUAUCAUGCGCGAAGCGGAACGAGAGAAGAUCACACGUAUCUCGCUGGCUCUGUUUCGCUCACUUCUGGAAAAGUUGCCUACCCCGACAGAGCAACGCAACUUGGGUCUGAGUCUCGUCCAAUGCAAAGUCUUGCGACAAUUAGAGUUGCUAAGCCAGAAAGAUUUCAGUCAUGAUCCGGAACUCACAGACGAUAUGGCAUUCCUCACGGAAAAGUUGUCGGCCAGCAUACAGGAUGUAAGCAGCCUUGAGGAGUACACUACGGAACUGAAAUCUGGUCGACUUGAAUGGUCCCCGGUACACAAAUCGGAAAAGUUUUGGUGCGAGAACGCGGUGAAGUUCACGGAUAAUAACUACGAAUUACUCAAAAUGCUUGUUCGUUUGGUGGAGCUGUGCACAGAUCCCCUGUGUCUUUCAGUGGCGGUGCACGAUAUAGGAGAAUUUGUUCGGCAUUAUCCUCGUGGAAAGCAAGUAAUUGAAAAUCUUGGUGGCAAACAAAGAGUAAUGGCAUUGUUACAACAUGGUGAUCCAAACGUGCGAUACAAUGCUCUGGUCUCGUUGCAAAAGAUAAUGGUGCACAAUUGGUAA